AUGGACGCUUUUCAUGCGAGGAAGCGGUUACAUGGUAACCCUGUUGAUCUUGACGAAACGGGUCUCCCUCUUGCCGCACCUGCUGCUGUUGCGACUGCUGUUGCCAUUGAACGGUGCGUUGCUGCUGGUGUCUUCUCUCGGAGCAGCGGUAGCAGCAGCCUCGCUUCCGACGAGAGAAGGCGGGGCAGUAUCGCCAAGCACAAUGCGGAAUGGAAUGCAGCAGCAGCCCUUCCUGCUAUGGCCGCUCCCACCCCUGCAACACACCACCCAUUGGACCGGCUUGCUGAUGCUCUCGUGAAGCCUCUUCCACCACAUCCCUUUGAAAUGGCGCGUGGGGUGGGGCUUGACGGGUGCAUGGACGCUUUUUCCCCGGCCGCUGCUGCUAUGGAUGGUGGUGUUGGUGGUGGUGGUGGUGGUGGUGCUGCUGCUGCUGCUGCUGCUGCUGCUGCUGCUGCUGCUGCUGCUGCUGCUGCUGCUGCUGCUGCUGCUGCUGCUGCUGCUGGCCGUGCUGCUGCUGGUGCUGUUGCUGCUGCUGCUGCUGCUGCUGCUGCUGCUCCAGCUGCUCCUGCCAUGCCAGUCUCGUCCCUUGCGCACCAGCGGAGGCAGGCAGCUAUUAGCUGCCUGUUGAGGCGACUCCAAGGACAAGCACCUGGCAGCACCGCACUGCAUCGCUCAGUGUCACCAGAGCUGCGUUUUGAACCGUCUCAAAGUCAGUCACCAUUGCUGCAUUCUCCGAAACCAAUUCCGCUAGUGCAGCCAGCAGUGCAACCAGAUUUCUCCCAAGCACAUGCGCACGAAUCCUUCUCUCCAAACACCUCGGUACCGCAGCCGCAUGCACAGCACCCCUUCACACCGCACUCGCCACAAGUGCAGGCAGCAGCAGUGCGUGGCUCUACGUCAGUCCGGGAGUCAACCUUAGGAGGAAUCAUGGGCUUUAAGUCGCCCUCUGCAACCCCAGGAGGAAGCAUGGGCUUUAAGUCUCCCUCUGCAACCCCAGGAGGAAGCAUGGGCUUUAAGUCUCCCUCUGCAACCCCGUCCCCGUUGUCCCAGUCCCCGAGGGGAGGGGUGGGACGCGCAGGGACAGGGGCGAGGCAAAUCACUGCAAAGAGUGCCACAGAGAAGCAGCGGCGGUCCAGAAUAACUGAGAGAUUGGAGGCCCUCAAGGCAGCGAUUCCAGCGGAGGUGCUGCUGAGGCAGCAGGGCCGGGCGGGGUUCAGCAAUCGCACACAGAUGGCCACUCUUUUAGAUGCUGCCGUGGGGUUCAUUGAGGGCAUGCGCGAGUACAAGCUGGAGCUGGAGCGACAACUGCGGGCGUCGUAA
Messenger RNA from Closterium sp. Naga37s-1, 1320 nucleotides. The record is from the annotation of a GenBank genome assembly. NCBI's taxonomy places the organism in Eukaryota, Viridiplantae, Streptophyta, Zygnematophyceae, Desmidiales, Closteriaceae.